This is a messenger RNA of Girardinichthys multiradiatus, 2106 nucleotides long. It is a transcript of the gene syt8, whose product is annotated as synaptotagmin VIII. NCBI's taxonomy places the organism in Eukaryota, Metazoa, Chordata, Actinopteri, Cyprinodontiformes, Goodeidae. Gene Ontology annotation, molecular function: syntaxin binding; calcium-dependent phospholipid binding; calcium ion binding. The record is from RefSeq and is a predicted model, not a curated record. The transcript has 9 exons. Gene Ontology annotation, cellular component: axon; dense core granule; synaptic vesicle membrane. Gene Ontology annotation, biological process: regulation of calcium ion-dependent exocytosis; synaptic vesicle endocytosis; regulation of dopamine secretion. Bases 149 to 1462 code for a protein of 437 amino acids.
UUCAGCAGUGAAAUGUCCCUUCCUUCCUCUUCAGUCUCACUAAAACACAACUUUUCUUUUAGUCAGAGUCAGAUAACUCAGUAGCAGUGGUCUGGGCAGAAAAAGGAUGUUGACUUCUCUGUGAAACAUACCCAGAAACCUUUUCAGAAUGCCCACAAUUCAACAACCUUUAAGAUCUUCAAAUCUGAUACGUAAGGGAUCAAAACCACGGGCUCAGAUGAAAGCUGGAUCACCAAGUCUGAUUGUCACCAAUCAACCCAUCCACACCAUCUCCACCAUGUCGACCCACACUAAUGCGUCUGUUAAUCCAGCUGCCGGCUUCUUUGAAGACCUGCUGAUCCACCUUCACUUGCCGCGAUGGGCAAUCUACACCAUCUUUGGAGCUGGUGGCCUAAUUAUCCUGCUUUGUUGCUUUUGUAUCUGCAUUAAAUGCUGCUGCAAAAGAAAGAGGAGACAGAAAAAGGAUCAGCAGAUUAUUUUGAAGGGGUUAGACGGGAGAACAGCCACAGCUCUGGUUCAGCCAGACAUGGGGGAUGUUGACUACGGUUCAACCAAACAGUAUAGAGGAAAGCUUCUCUACUCGUUGGGGUACAAUGCCACUCUGUCUGAGCUUACAGUGGGGAUCAAACAAGCUGUCAAUUUGAAAGCAAUGGACUUGGGAGGAAGCUCUGAUCCAUAUGUCAAAGUCUACAUCCUCCCGGAAAAGUUCAAGGUUUUUGAGACUAAAGUCUUCAAAAACACACUGAACCCCUUCUUCAAUGAGCAGUUCACCUUUCAGCUAUCCAAGUCCACCCUUCAGAAGUCCACAGCCGUAAUGAAGGUGUUUGACUUUAAUCGCUUUACCAAACAUGAGAUCAUCGGUGAGCUCAGAGUACAGCUCUGCAACAUCGACUGGAACCAUGUCAUCGAGGAGUGGCAAGACCUUGCAAAGCCUGCCAAGUUUGAGGAAGAAAGCUUGGGGGAGAUCUGCUUCUCCCUGUGCUAUGUUCCAACAAUUAGCAAGCUUACCAUAUUAAUACUCGAGGCCAAAAACCUGAAGAGCAUGGACAUAGGAGGAAGCUCAGAUCCGUAUGUGAAAGUACAGCUGGCUUUGGACAAGAGGAAGUGGAAGAAAAGAACAACAUCUAUUAAAAAGAAAUCACUGAACCCCUAUUUCAAUGAGUCCUUUACUUUUGAUGUGUCAUUGGAUCAAAUACAGAGGGUGAACCUGGUGAUCUCAGUUUGGGACCACGAUGCCAUGACCAGGAAUGACACCAUGGGAAAGGUUUCCCUUGGUUGCGAUUCCACGGGAAAUCAACUGAGGCACUGGGCUGACAUGCUGUCCAACCCGCGACGGCCAGUUGCUCAGUGGCACAGCCUGCUGUCAGCUGAGCAGGUCAAUGCCACCCUUGCACUGAAAAAAACAUUCCCAGUGCCCAGCAAAUUUAAAGAAAAUAAACUGUUAAACAAACAUUUUAAAUAAACAAAAAUGUAAUUUGAAGAAACAUUUAGUGAUGAUAUUGAUUAUCCAGCAGGAACUCAAAUUUGGACAGCAGUUUCAAGCUGAAACUGUGUAAAAAAAAGUGUUUAGAUUUCCAUUGAAAUUAUAAGGGCACACAAAGAAAAUCUCCUUAAAUGGUGCAACAGGACAUGUAGUGUCUCUCUGUGCUGGUCAAUUUUAACCAUAUUUAAGAGUUUUUAUGUGUACAUUUUUGGGAAGUCCUCCCAGGUUUACUAUAUGAAGAAAUAAUUUUAAAAUAUUCAUAUCUCCUGAACCUUUUCACAUUUUAUGAAGGUAUAACCAGAAACUUCAAUGUAUUUUAUUGUGAUUUUAUGUGAGAAACCACCACAAAGUGAUUGAACAGUGGAAGCAAAAUUUGCUGCUUUCAGUUUUUGUUUUUAUUUUUUUAACAAUAAAUCUAAAAAGUGUGUCCUGUAGUGGUAGAACCACAUCUUAAGUCUUUGUAGUAUGUCUCUACUUGCCCAUUCUUUUUUGUAAAAUAGCUCAGACUCAGUCAGAUUGUUUGUAACUCUGACGAGCUUUCAUGCCCCUGCUUAUGUGCUGAUAUUUAACUUUCCUUCCCAACAAGGUAGAGCUUAAUAUAUUAAAAUCUUUUAACUCUUUUA